This is a messenger RNA of Megalops cyprinoides (Indo-Pacific tarpon), 2086 nucleotides long. RefSeq names its product neuropilin and tolloid-like protein 2. The transcript has 9 exons. NCBI's taxonomy places the organism in Eukaryota, Metazoa, Chordata, Actinopteri, Elopiformes, Megalopidae. Bases 324 to 1916 code for a protein of 530 amino acids. Gene Ontology annotation, molecular function: protein binding. The record is from RefSeq and is a predicted model, not a curated record.
UGUACACUCGUCAAAUGUAUGCUCCCAUACCUUGCUGGAUUAUAUGACUUCUGUCAUGAAUUCAUACAUUAUAUUUGGAAUUAUAUCACAUCUUUUUAAUGGGAUUAAAGUCAGGGUAUAACAUAUUUUUGGAGGGGCUCUUGGUAUCUGCAAGGGAAAUUCCGAGUCGGUUUUAUUCCAUAUAAACGAUGGAAUUAAAGCGAUUGAAGAAAGUUGACAUUUUUUAAGAGCGAUUGUUUGCUUUGGAUUCACAGCAUGGAAAGAUAAAAAUAGUCCUACAGCUGAAGAAGGCGAACAUAAUUGGGAAUAUACAGGGAGAGGAAAUGCACGGCGCCUGGAUUCUCCUCAUUCUGAUUGAAGAAGGCUUUGCAUUGGCACAGAAAACUAAAGAGUCUCAGAAUGUGGGUCAGACUAAAACCACCGGUCAGUGUGGCACCUGGGUCCGGGAAACCAAUGGAGGGCUGUUUACCUCCCCAAACUACCCCAACACCUACCCCCCAAACAAGGAAUGUGUUUACAUCCUGGAAGCACUCCCCCGUCAGAGAAUUGAGCUGGCUUUCGACAAGACCUACUACAUCGAGCCCUCCUUUGAGUGCCGCUUUGACCACAUUGAGGUGCGAGACGGUCCCUUUGGUUUUUCACCCCUCAUCGACCGCUUUUGUGGGCCCAAAAGCCCGGGUGUGGUCACCUCCACAGGGCGUUUCAUGUGGAUCAAGUUCACCAGCGACGAGGAGCUGGAGGGUCUUGGCUUCCGUGUCAAAUACGCCUUCAUUGCAGACCCAGAUUUUCAUCUCCAUGUGGGAGGAAUAUUAAAUCCAAUUCCAGACUGUCAGUUUGAGCUGGGAGGUGCAGAUGGGAUUAUUCGCUCCAGUCAGGUGGAGGAGGAGGAGAAGAUCAGGUCUGGUGAUGCAGUGGACUGCAUCUGGACAAUACGUGCUCCACCCAAAUCCAAGAUCUAUCUCCGUUUCCUGGAGUACCAGAUGGAGAACUCCAACGAGUGCAAGAAGAACUUUGUGGCAGUGUAUGACGGCAGCAGUGCUAUUGAGAACCUGAAGGCCAAGUUCUGCAGCACUGUGGCCAAUGACGUCAUGCUCGAUAAUGAAGUGGGCGUGGUCCGGAUGUGGGCAGACGAGACCAGCAGGCUUAGCCGCUUCCGGAUGCUCUUUACCUCUUUUGUUGACCCUCCUUGUAUUGGCAAUACUUUCUUUUGCCACAGCAACAUGUGCAUCAAUAAUACUCUGGUCUGCAAUGGGGUGCAAAACUGUGUCUAUCCUUGGGAUGAAAACAACUGCAAGGAGUAUUUUCCUCUUCCUGCAGAGAAGAAAUCCAAAAGCUUUUUCCACCAGAUCACCAAAACACAUGGUACGGUCAUCGGCGUGUCCACUGGUGUGGUCCUGGUCCUCCUCAUUAUCUCCAUCUUGGUCCAGAUGAAACAGCCACGGAAGAAGGUGGUGGCCCGCAAGCCUGUGUUCAACAAGGCUGGAUUCCAGGAGGUUUUCGAUCCACCACACUAUGAGCUCUUCUCCCUGCGUGACAAAGAGAUCUCCUCAGAUCUGGCCGAGCUUUCAGAGGAACUGGAGACUUACCACAAGCUCCGUCGCUCCUCCACGGCCUCACGCUGUGUCCACGAGCACCACUGCGGCUCGCAGGCCUCCAGCAUGAAGCAGAGUCGCACCACCCUGGGCUCCAUGGAGCUGCCCUACCGCAACGACUUCCCUCAGCCACCACCCAUGAAGACCUUCAACAGCACCUACAAGAAGAGCUGCUAUGGCUACAAGCAGGCGCAUGAUUGUGCUGAGCAGGUCAUUGAGGACCGCGUCAUGGAGGAGGUGCCCUGUGAGAUCUAUGUGCGUGGGGGUGCUCACAGCAAUGGCAGCGACAGCAUCCAGCAGCGCUCCAUGUCAAUGGACUUUUGAGAAGAGGGAUGGGGGGAGAGGAAUAAGAAAUUUGAUGUGCCCUUCUUCUUUAUUCCAUCGCUCCUUCCAGUUCCAUGUCACAUGGUGAGGAGUGCCAUCUGUUGAAGCACCCAACUCUGUGAGCCUGAGAACUGGAAACUGCAAUUCUGGAGAAGCAAAGGCAACAGCAC